Messenger RNA from Episyrphus balteatus (marmalade hoverfly), 2796 nucleotides. RefSeq names its product cytotoxic granule associated RNA binding protein TIA1-like. The record is from RefSeq and is a predicted model, not a curated record. The transcript has 8 exons. Lineage: Eukaryota; Metazoa; Arthropoda; Insecta; Diptera; Syrphidae. Gene Ontology annotation, molecular function: RNA binding. The coding region runs from base 724 to 2019 and encodes 431 amino acids.
AAAAAACCCUUUAACAAAUAAUUGUAGGCUUCUUAAGAUGGUUAAAAAUUAAAUGAAAUAUGAAACAAUUAAUACCAAAACAGAGGAAAAAUAAAAAUGCUUCAAAAAGAUAAUCCUAUUAGCCAUAAUCAUCAUCCAGCAUCAUAACAAUAGCAAAACAUCAUCAGCUACACUAGCGCCACUCGUUGUAUACACGGUAUACUGUGUUGUUAACCUAGGUCCUUUUGAAUGGAAAACUUUUCAGUGGUUUCAGAUUAUCUCCAGCUUUGAUAACAGGAAGUUGCAUCCAUUUGAGAAAUCCGGGUUUUUGAUUUUGGUUUAAAUUUUUUAAGCGGUCUUUUGCGGAAGUUGAUGAAAGAUAACAAUAAAAAAAAAAAAAAACGAAUGCUCUCUCAUACAAUUUUAUAUAAAACCAAUUAUUUGGGUUUUUCCUUUUAGCUAUCAGAGAUAUCCUUUUUGAGUAUUAUAUUUUUUUUUCCUUUCCGGUCGGGUGCCAUUUUUUCUUUUUAAAGCUACCGGGUUUAGGAGCUACUGUUGAUAAAUUUAAUUUGAGAAAAUUAUUUUUUUUGUCGUGAUAUUAAUUUUUGUUUUAUUUUUUAUUCUGCCUUUCUGGUGUGAGAAGAAAUAAAAAAAAAAAAUAUUUAAUAAAAAAUAAUAAAUUAUAAUCAAUUUGUGUUUAUAAAAUAAAAAGUUAUAAUUAAUUAUCAACAAAGAAAUAAUAUAAUGUUGGCGAUGUCAACAUUGAUGAUGCCAGCACCAACAAUGGCAAUUGGGGCACCACAAAUAGCUAUGGGCCCACACAAGCCACCUGAAGCUAAAUUGCUGGCUAUACAUCCAGCUCACAAUCAGGUACAGCAACAACAGCAGCAACAACAGCAACAGCAAAUUCAACAUAAUGGACAACAUAUGCAGCAACAGUCUCAACAACAGCAACAACAACAACAACAACAACAACAGCAUCAGCAACAGCAACAACAACAACAGCAGAUGCAAAUUUCAACGAGUAUUAAACAAGAACAGUAUCACAUAUUCGUUGGGGAUUUAAGUCCGGAAAUCGAAACGCAACAGCUUAAGGAUGCAUUUACACCAUUUGGAGAAAUAUCAGACUGCCGAGUUGUACGGGAUCCACAAACGUUGAAAUCGAAAGGAUACGGAUUUGUUUCGUUUGUGAAAAAAACUGAAGCGGAGAGUGCCAUCAGUGCGAUGAAUGGCCAGUGGUUGGGAUCACGGUCGAUACGAACAAAUUGGGCCACGAGAAAACCGCCAGCAGUAAAAACGGAUGUUAACUCGAAACCUUUGACAUUUGAUGAGGUGUACAACCAAAGUAGCCCAACUAAUUGCACCGUGUAUUGUGGCGGAAUUAAUGGAGCACUCUCUGGCACACUAACUGAGGAAAUAUUGCAGAAAACUUUCUCACCCUUUGGCACAAUACAAGAGAUAAGGGUAUUCAAGGACAAAGGAUAUGCAUUCGUUCGAUUUUCUACAAAAGAAGCAGCCACCCAUGCCAUCGUUGCCGUUCACAAUUCCGAAAUUAACUCCCAGCCAGUCAAAUGUGCGUGGGGCAAGGAAAGUGGUGAUCCCAAUAAUGUUCCAUCAAUUGCCAGCCAAGCUCUAAGUCAAGCGGGUUUCCCAUUUGGUACAGCGGCUGCUGCAGCAGCUUACGGACAACAAGUUGCUGGCUAUUGGUAUCCCUCUGCGCCAACAUAUCCAACAGCAGCUCCAGCACCAACAAAUGCCCUGCAAGCGGGACAAUUCUUGCAAGGAAUGCAAGGCUAUGCCUACAGCCAAUUUGCCGGCUACCAACAAGGAUAUAUGGGAAUGGGAGUACAAAUACCGGGAGCCUGGCAAAGCGUACCCCCUCAAGCGCAAAUACCAGGUGCAACAGCACCACAAAUAGCACAAGGAGUUGGCAGUGCUCUGCCGCAGGCAACUGGUGUUGUCGCAUACCCUAUGCAACAGUUCCAGGUUAGCCCUCAGUUAGCUGAAGAUGAAUGGUUAGCAACUAGCUUACUCGUGUAGCUCCCAUGAUGGCCACCACCCAUAUGCGGUUGCAACCCUAUAACGAAUGAUUACUCACAAGGUUUGACGUCGUUGUACAAACAAUCCAUAUAGUUAGAUAUUUUAUAUACAUAAAAUAAAUAAUAAAAAAAAAAGAAUAAAUAUCUAUAUAUACAAAAACAUAUACAAAUAAACAUACAAAAAUACAAACAAAAUGCAAUUAAAAAAUAGUUGAUAGUAGAUAAUAUAUGUAAACUAAACACAAUCUAGUUAAAAAAUUAGUGUAAAAACAAAAAAAAAAAAAAUGAAAAACAAAAACAAAAAAAAAACUAGCAAUAAAUUAAAAAAAAUAGAGAUAUAGAAUUGUUGUAGUGUUCUUAUUAUAUAAAAUGCUUCAAAAAUAAAAUUAAAAACAAAAAAAAAACAACAACAACAAAUAUGGAAUAUUAGCCGGGAGUGAUUGCAAGCAAAAUAAAUUAAAAACAAAAAAAAAAAAGAACAAGGAAAUUAUUGUAGAGGUAUUAGAUUAAAAAUUAUAUGUUUGAUUUAAUUUAGAAAUGUAAACACUUUAGUGAAUUAAUGUAGGACUAUGCACGAUAUAUCUGUGGAAUGUGUAAAUCAAUGCAAAAAUUAAAAACAGCUAAAAAUAGAAUUAUGUAAAUAAAAAAAAACUAAAAAUAAAUAUUUGAUAAAAAAAAAGUAAUUAUUUGGCGAAGAAAAGGAAACAAUGUAAUAUGCAAAAAUUGAUUAUUUUUAAAAAUAGAUAUUUAGUUUUUAUUUUGUGUAGGAAAUUUGUAG